UGUCAAAUUACAACAACAUGACUGUGGCUGAUGACAGUCACUCACUGACAGUCCUGAAAUUGUAUACAUAAAAAAUGGUUUGUUUACAUGACCGCUGCUGAUGGUGCUCCUCUAUGGAUUUAAAGAACCCCGUUCCGGACAGAAAAAUUCUCUGCCGUCUUUGUGCCAGAGAAAAUGAAAAAUAUUUCGAAAUAUUCAGUGAACAGGGAGUUGCGCUGAAAAUACCUGCCGUUGUAUCGACACAUUUCCGCCUCGAGCUAAGGAAGGACGAUGAACAUGGACACAUUUGUAGUACGUGUUGGUGGCGGAUCGAAGAUUUUCAUGUCUUUUAUCUGCGGAUACAGGAAGCUCAACGGUAUUUUGAACCGGCUGACGACUGGAAAGUCAAAACGGAACCAAUGGACUUCGAAUGUACAAAAUACAAUACAGAAGAGAGUGUAGACAGUUGCCCGAACAUCGAUGGAAAAGAAACCGACGAUACCAACGAUUGUGUUCAUUCACAAGACGAAUCGAAUGCUGCCGUUCAACUCGAUUCAGAUGUCCAGAAACCAAACGAAUCCACAAUAAACCUUAGGCUAAGAGAUAUAAAGCUUCAAGUGGACGAGAAAUCUGGUGAUGCACAUCCAUCGGCGAAGAAAAAUCGUGGCAUACGAAAACGGGACCAUCCGUCGGUACUAGCUGGUGAUGAUUUGAUUCGAAACUGGUGUCAGAUGCAGUGCACUAAAUGUACGGAAUCGUUUGCAAGUUUCACGUUCAAAGACGUCAAAAAUCACUACCACAAGGAGCACGACAUGAACGGGUUUCUCGUAUGCUGUCGUAAGAAAUUUUUUCGACGAAUCAGAGCCUUGGAACACAUUGCCAGGCAUAUAAAUCCCCGUGAAUUCAGCUGUGAAAAGUGCAAUAAGAUUUUUUCCGACAAACCGGCACUACUCAACCAUCUCGAUAGUCAUGUAUCGUUGGAUAAACGAGAGUACAAGUGCGAUAUGUGCGAGGACAGUUUUGUGAGAAAAUAUCAACUGUCUCAACAUAAGAAGGCUCGGCAUUUACCCGAAGCGAAAACGUUCGUCUGUGACGAAUGUUCAAAAGCGUUCAAAUCAAAAUCCAUUCUCCAUGCACACACCCGCAACGUUCACAAUAACAGAAACGUCCUAAUGUGUGAUGUCUGCGCAAAAACGUUUAAAAGUAAGCAGUGCCUACAACAACACUUUUCGAAGCAUAAAAGCGACGCGGGCGAAGAGACAACCAAACUUCAGUGUACAAUCUGUUCAGCAUGGCUGAAACACCCGAAUAGUUUACGCGGUCAUAUGGCACGGCAUUUGGAUGCAGAAACGGAGCACCUAUGCAAGGAGUGCGGAAAGAAUUAUCCCACUCGUGGUGCGUUACGAAGCCAUCGGACAUAUGUUCACAACAAUACAAAACUAUUCCCCUGCACGAUAUGCCCGAAAACUUUUAAACGGUCCGUGACACUGAAAGAACACAUAGCUGGUGCUCACACAGGAGAAGUGUUGUAUCAAUGUCCGUUUUGCACGAAAACGUUUAACUCGAGUGCAAAUUUCUACGCGCACAAGAAGCGAAAACAUCGGAAAAACGGAGAGACUGCGGCGUAGACGAAUUGUUACGACUCAGAGAUUGUUCUAUCUCCGGACCGAUGGAUUUUAUUUCGAGAAAUAAA
Bradysia coprophila is the source of this 1672-nucleotide messenger RNA. RefSeq names its product transcription factor grauzone-like. Gene Ontology annotation, cellular component: nucleus. The record is from RefSeq and is a predicted model, not a curated record. Lineage: Eukaryota; Metazoa; Arthropoda; Insecta; Diptera; Sciaridae. Gene Ontology annotation, molecular function: zinc ion binding.